GUGGACUAGGCGUGGUUUUGACUCAAACUGUUGUCGGGCAGAAGAAGAGUCGCUGCAGCAGCUUUGCUUUGUAGUGUGUCUGGCUAACCUUUUAGUUUUACUCAUUUUAGAUAUGGAUAUCCACAAGCCCAGAAGCAGCAGCCAGACUUCUCCAUCCAAGUUGUCAAAUGGCUACAUUCUCCCGAAGGGCAAGCUGACUCCCAACGCCGUGUUUGUUGGUGGAAUUGACAUGAAGGUGGAUGAAAAUGAAAUGCGUGACUUCUUUGCAAGAUAUGGUGCUGUGAAGGAAGUAAAAAUUAUCACAUACCAUGGAGGGAUCUGCAAAGGGUACGGGUUUGUGUACUUCAAUGAAGAUGUCAACAUUCAGACAAUCAUUGAACAACAGAUUAGUUUUAAGGGCCGGAAACUCAAGCUGGGCCCUGCCAUCAUGAAAGAGAGGAGCUCCCGGUCCACGCCAUCCCGUCUUGUUGGCCCGGCUCCCUGGAUGAGCCCCACUCAGUACUUCUACUGCUCCUGCUGCUCACCCAUGGGAGGGGGUAUUGCACAACCAUCGCCCAUCAUCAGUGGAGGCAGCCCGUACAAUCAGCCGUACUCCUACUCCAACUUUGGAGGGGUCAUGAUUCCACAGAUGCCAAUGAACUACGCACAGAACGCCUACGCCUACCAGUACACUCCCCCUCACUGGAUGGCAGACCAGACGACACAGCCUGUCAAUCAGAGCUUUGUGGACUGCGGAGUCCAGACUAUGAUGACUGUGCUGUAGUCCACAGCUACUGCCAGAAGCACGCUACGGUGGCUACAGUCUGUCAAACUGCAGACAGGACGACAUCUUGAUGUUCCGGACGGCUGGAGGCAGCCCAACGCCUCGCACCGUUUCCUGAAUGCCCUCCUCUCUCCUCCCUUCCCUCAAUUUUUGAGACCCAUUUUAACACCAGACUGCAGAAGCGCUCCACUUUAACUGUAUUAGUUUGACCAAUCACUUGGUAUGGACCACUGUCAAACCGCUUUUAACCCACAUGGAUCACAGUGACAGUCGCACAGUAAGAGCAGAGCACCUUCACUGUACCGGCUAACAUAUGGGCUCACGUUCAUCUUUCCUUUUUUUUUUUUUUUUUCCUUUGUUCGUUAUCCCAAAGAAACAAAAUUGAAAAGACUUUUAAGCUCACCCUUUUGUGCCUAUUUAUUUUUUAUGUUUGUUUUUUAUUUUGGAAUUAUUUUAAAUGUUUGUUUAGUUGGGGCUUUUUUAGCCUGUGCAAGGGCUCUCUGUACAUAAAAAGUAUGUUUUUUUUAUA
Messenger RNA from Cottoperca gobio, 1292 nucleotides. RefSeq names its product deleted in azoospermia-like (gene dazl). Gene Ontology annotation, cellular component: cytoplasm. Lineage: Eukaryota; Metazoa; Chordata; Actinopteri; Perciformes; Bovichtidae. Gene Ontology annotation, molecular function: mRNA 3'-UTR binding; translation activator activity. The transcript has 10 exons. The record is from RefSeq and is a predicted model, not a curated record. Gene Ontology annotation, biological process: positive regulation of translational initiation; 3'-UTR-mediated mRNA stabilization. Bases 113 to 763 code for a protein of 216 amino acids.